Molecule: messenger RNA, 420 nt
Organism: Gossypium raimondii (Peruvian cotton)
Lineage: Eukaryota; Viridiplantae; Streptophyta; Magnoliopsida; Malvales; Malvaceae
Exons: 2
Coding region: 1-420 (139 amino acids)
Source: RefSeq, a predicted model, not a curated record
AUGAAGGAACACUUGUCCAAGAAGAAUAAGCUCAGUGAUAUGGAAACUAUUGCACUGACAGAAGGCUAUAGUGCUAUUUUGACAAAAAAGUUACCACUCAAAAUGAAAGAUCCUGGGAGCUUCACUAUCCCAUGUUCAAUUGGAAACCAUUAUUUGGGCAAGGCUUUAUGCGACUUGGGAAUUGGUCAUAUGAAACCUACUGUAGUGACAUUGCAACUAGCUAAUCGAUCAUUGGCUCAACCUGAAGGGCAAAUCAAAGUUAUCUUAGUUCCUGUGGAUAAAUUCGUUUUUCUGACUGAUUUUAUCAUACUCGACUGCGAGGUAGACCAGGAGGUUCCCAUAAUCUUGGGGGAUAAAGAAGAAUGUCAUACUGUCGAUGUGGUGGAUGAUCUAAGGAAGAAUUCAAUGAACAAAGCAUAA